CUUGCUGAUUCGCAUUUCCACUUCCAUUCCCUUUCUCUCCACUUUGCUCCACUUGACUUCAUCUUUGUCUUCCAGUCUCCGCACUCACUGACAGAUCCUGGAUUUCCUUGUAGAGCUGGAGAAGGAACCACCCUGGCAUAAAACAAUGGCGCUAUGCACGCCAAGUAUGGAUCCCUCUAAAGCCAUCCCAACUGACGAGAAGGAGCCUGGCGAGGUUUCAGCCGGGUUGACGCCGCCCGCCGUCAACCUGAGGCUGACCCGAAGUUUGUCCAAGUCGGACUCGGACUUGUUGGCGCCGCCGCUCGGGGAAGACGACGGAGGUCAUACUGCUCGGAGCGGAUCCGUGUCCAAGUGCAAGCAGAGCCAGCCCUCCAAGGAGCGAAUGCCUUCCUUCGCCUCGGAGUGGGAUGAGAUUGAGAAGAUCAUGGACCUGAUCGGCGCCGGCAUCAGGACGUCAGAUAAGAAACAGGCGAGCUCAGAUGGGGCGUGCGGCAAAGCCCUGGACCAGCCGGUGGGCGAGUGGCUGGAACGAGCCGGGCUGCCGCAGUACGAGGGCAAGUUCCUGCUCAACGGCUUUGACGACCUGCGCUUCAUGGGAAGUAACGUGAUGGAAGACCAGGAUCUCCGAGACAUCGGGAUCACUGACCCAGGACACAGAAAAAAAAUCCUGCACGCGGCACGCGGACUGCCCAAGGUCAAAGCUCUGGGAUGUGACGGUAGCACAUCUCUGGCCUCGUGGCUAGACGGCCUGGGCCUGCACGAGUAUCUGCCCAAUUUCCUGUCCAGUGGCUACCGCACGUUGGAGUGUGUCAAGAACCUGUGGGAGCUGGAGAUCAUCAAUGUCAUCAGGGUGGGUCCACUGGGCCACAGGAAGCGGAUCAUCGCUUCUCUGGCCGAGAGACCUUACGAGGAGGCGCCCUCCAAGUCCAGACGGCUGUCUCCUAUCAUGUUCCAUGACCUCCUGUCCCAAAGCACUUGCCCUCUGGGCCAGAUGGACCCCUACACCAGUCGCUCUAUGGACAUGCUGCUGCCCCUGGCCGAGGCGGACCGGCGGCGGCGAGCGGAUCAGGACGGUAGCGUCUCUCUGCGUUCCUACUGUGAGCGGCCGCGCUCUGUCGACCGACACAGCGAGCGACACAAAGAGUCUCGUGUGAACCUGCGGCCGCCGAGCCACUCUGCUACCUACGCCACUGUGUCCGCUUGGCACCACCAGCCUGAGAAGCUCAUCCUGGACGCCUGCGGGUACGAGGCAACUUACUUAGGUUCAAUGAUAAUCAGGGAUCUACGGGGGAUCGAGUCCACACAAGAUGCCUGUGCUAAAAUUAGGAAGUCAAAGGAUUCUAGAAAGGGUCCUGUUGUUAUACUCUCCAUUACCUACAGGGGCGUCAAGUUUAUUGACGCAGCCACAAAGAUCAUAGUUGCAGAGCACGAGAUCCGAAACAUCUCCUGUGCUGCCCAGGACCCGGAUGACCUGUGCACGUUUGCCUACAUCACCAAGGACCUGAAAAGUGGCCACCAUUUCUGUCAUGUCUUCACCACGGUGGAGGUGACGCAGACGUACGAGAUCAUCCUAACUCUGGGCCAGGCUUUCGAGGUGGCCUACCAGAUGACCAUGCAGGCCAGACAGAGACACUUUAUCCCCCACUCGUCCCUGGGCUCCGAGGUCGUCGAGACCAAGAGCAGCCGACCCGCGUCGCAGGCGUGGAGCAGCAUGAGGCGAUCAGCAGGUGCCCCCGCGCUCGAAUGCCGCUGCUGUCACUGUCACACGUGCACCACCCACCGUCCUACCUUCCUCCCGUUGCACUCCGUUAGCCCCGGAGUUCAGAUCGACCCCCUGGAGACGGACGUCGACAUGCACUCCUUGGGCAGCACCUCCUGGAUUUUGGACCAGCACGACGCCAACAGGCGGCCCGUCAGCACCAAGUACGAGACCACCAUAUUCUGAGGCCCCGCCCGCCCGCCCUCUCUCUCUCUCUCUCUCCUAAUCAGACCCCCUCAACCCGUGCCCCCUUGCAUCCGGUUGGCAAUCCACGCACAGUUGGAGCCCCGUGCCUUCUCACUGUGACGGUGUAGCCACCCCUCAGGGCUGCCUCCUCCUGCACCUCCACGUUUUGUUUUUCUGCCCAGCAGCCUCCUACGAGGAUACCCCCCCCCCCUCUCCCCCUGACUGCGGCUGGGGAUGCCCCCUCCCUGGACUGAGCUCAUUUUUUUCCCUUGCAUUUCCAACCCCUUGAUAGAUCGCAGAGGUUGCUUAUUUGUAAAUUAUGUCAAAGCAAAGGAUUUUUCAUUUUUGGACUUUUUUUGUUUUGUUUUUCUUUGUCCGUGUGUAGCCUCUCUUGUCUUACCAGGCAUCUACCACUGUGAGACUAUGAGGAGGAAGAGGAUGCCAAACCAAUGAGCAGUUUUGUUUUUGUUGUUAUUUUCUAUGCAUUUGUACACACACACACACACACACACACACACACACACGCUGGAUGGGUCACUAACACACUUUGCUGCACUUUGAGGAGGUCGGCAGCCCGAUGUCAUGUCAUGGCCCCCCGUGAACACCACCCAAGACUGUACGCUUCCAACACACUUGAGUGAGAGACUGAGGGGGACGGGGGGGUUGUGGGGGUCUCUGCUCUGGCCUUGUAACUUGCCCUGUGCCUCUCAGCAUCACGGUAGCACCGAGAGACAAAACCAAGUAAAAAAAAAAAAAAGAACAAACACUGUGUUGACACAUGGCACUAUCCCUUUGAAUAUUUCAGCCGAGGCAUCCGUUUUGUGAUACUCUUUUGAUAGGCCGAGGCCGGCUAAAACAUCAUGUGAGACGAUUUUUGUAAAUGGAAUCCAAACAUCCCCUGAAAAAUUAUGGAGGGCCCGAGCACGCAUUUUCCCCGAAAUGAACAUCUCAUUAUCACGCUUAAAUGUGUGUGUCGCGUCACAUUUCAAGAGGAACCAAAUAAUUUGUUGUGUGUUGUGGUGAUAACGAAUGGAUUUGCUAUGCUGAGAUCCACACACACAAACACACAGCUUCAUUUUGUUUGAAAGAUGUCAUUGUGGCGACAACACACUUUUUGCCACCCCCGCCCACUGUCCCUGUGUGUGUUGGCAGACUGUUAAAGGUGAACUGUGCGUGUUUGUGUGGCACAGUAUCAACAGCUGCCUACUGGCCACCGUGUUCUGACUGUUAGCUUCCACUGGUGAUGCAUGAUUGCAAUGUUUUGUCGCUGUUUUGGUGCCUGUGGCAAGUCGGGCCGGUCUGUCUGCGUGUGUGUGUGUAUGGCGUCUCUCAUCCAGUUCCGUCCAUCGCCUCGGUUUGAACAUCCCCAGUCAGUCAGCCAGCCGCUUCCAUCCCACCGUCCGUCCAUCUUCAUCCCGCCGUCACGACGUCACGCAUCUUCACCUGUCUCGUGCGUCACCAUGGCAACCUGCUCGUAUGGCUACAAAGCAAGCAUUUAUUUAAGCCAGACGUUCAGAGCUUCGUAUACUACGUAUAAGCCUAACCUAAACCCAAAUACGGCUCCCAGGGUACCCAAGUCGAUGGACGCGGAUUUAUUGACACGUUCAUUUUGCGAGAUGGCGGAAGCUCACUGUUCGGCUUCCACUCGUCUCAGUUUUAGUUCUGAACAAGCUCUUCUUUGAGUUUCAAUUUUGAUUUCUAAGGCAGCAAAUACAGUGAUGCCUUGAGAUACUAUUCCAGCAAGAAAAAAAUACAAUGUGUUUUUUUUUUUUAUGAGAAAAUAUAUUUCAAGAAAUAUUCUAUGAAGUAAAAAUACAACUUGCUCCUCAUUCUAGUGUGUGUACCUUGGCCAACUGCAGGCACCAUAAGAUAACAGAGCCACAUAGAUGCUAAUUGUUAGUCCACGAGGCUGUCUGGACUUUUUUCAUUGUAUGUUAUCAUUAAGGUAGCAGAAGCUGUGUUUGUUUAUAUACAAUUAAUGGAUGGAUGUGUAAUUCUCAGUUUUAUCUUUGUUUUGCCAGUAAGUUACAGCUAAGAGUAGAAAUAAAUAGCUUGAAGCCUCUUUGUUGAAGAAUGUUUACGAAUUAUAUCUGCC
Messenger RNA from Syngnathus acus (greater pipefish), 4040 nucleotides. It is a transcript of the gene anks1ab, whose product is annotated as ankyrin repeat and sterile alpha motif domain containing 1Ab. The transcript has 14 exons. NCBI's taxonomy places the organism in Eukaryota, Metazoa, Chordata, Actinopteri, Syngnathiformes, Syngnathidae. The coding region runs from base 146 to 1945 and encodes 599 amino acids. Gene Ontology annotation, cellular component: cytosol. The record is from RefSeq and is a predicted model, not a curated record. Gene Ontology annotation, molecular function: protein binding.